Molecule: messenger RNA, 1114 nt
Organism: Pseudo-nitzschia multistriata
Lineage: Eukaryota; Bacillariophyta; Bacillariophyceae; Bacillariales; Bacillariaceae
Source: the annotation of a GenBank genome assembly
GAUUACUCAAUCGCAAWGAGAAAAUUCAACAGAUGUGUUUUUCGGUUUCAUCGGUAGAAAGCAUCAUCAUUCCUCCAGCCGGCGGAAACUUCAAUGUUCAGAAGAAGGGGCUUUGUACGACACGAGUUUUGACGUCCAGUGCGUCUCUCCAAUACACAGGAGCCGUUUAAACACUAGCUGAUCACAUUUAAUUCGAACCAUUCCGACCACACCGACCCAGCAACCAAGAUGAUGUUCAAGUCCUUGACCGCCGUUAUGGCCCUCAUGUGCGCAUCGGGUGCAUCCGCCUUUGCCCCAGUSAKCACWUCAAAGGCUUCCGUGACCUCCCUUGACAUGGCCUCUGGAAACAGCGAGGAUGCUUCGAAAAAGCUUGCCGCAUCGGUUCUCGCCGCCACCUUCAUUUUGGGAAAUGUCGUAGCCGUCGAACCCGCCCAAGCAAUGGAUGAUUCUUACUUUGGAUCCAGCCAGGUSAUCGCUGCCCGCAGUGGAGGUCGUGCCGGAGGACGAUCGUCCGCUGCCCGCGCCCCGUCUCGCCCUGCAAGCAGCUCGAGCAGMUCCAGMUCAUCUUCCACCACCGUUAUCAACCGAACAUAUGUGACACCUGCCGCUCCCGUUUACAGCUCUCCUUCCGUUAUUGUGGCCCCUCCUGUGUACAACCCCAUGCCCGGAUUGGGAUUGAGUCUCGGAUUGAACGCCGUCAACCAGAUCGGAAACGACAUGCGUGACUACCGCCAAGAGCGAGAAAUCCAGGACACCCGUGCGGAGCUCCAAUCGUCUCGCAUGCGCGAGGCAGAGAUGGAAGCUCGAUUGCGACAGCUCGAGGCGGGACAGGGACAAAUGAGCCAAGCCCAACAACUCCAAUUCCAACAGCAAAUGAUGAUGCAACAGCAAGCCGCUGCCAAUGCCGCAGCAGCCGCCGCCGCUGCGAAAUAAGCUCAACAAGGUCAACACGAAUGGAUCAGAUCUUGGUUUGAAGAAGUUUGUUAAACACAUCACGUAGCUUGUCUCCUUCGUCGGGAAUGACGUCGUAGUGAAUUGAUGGAGGGCGACAUGCCCUUGACCCUUGAGGUUACUCRAACGUUUUUAUAUAUAUUAUUAAACUUGAUAAUUUAUU